Molecule: messenger RNA, 747 nt
Organism: Cottoperca gobio
Lineage: Eukaryota; Metazoa; Chordata; Actinopteri; Perciformes; Bovichtidae
Product: exocyst complex component 6B-like
Exons: 8
Coding region: 43-747 (234 amino acids)
Biological process (GO): Golgi to plasma membrane transport; exocytosis; intracellular protein transport
Cellular component (GO): membrane; exocyst
Source: RefSeq, a predicted model, not a curated record
UCGGCUCAGCUCAGCUCGGAACCGUCCAGAGCAACAUGCAGGAUGGCGAGUGUGGAGACAGCCGCCGAACACGAACGCAUCCUGCGGGAGAUCGAGAGCACAGACACCAACUGCAUCGGGCCGACCCUCCGGUCGGUGUACGACGGUCGGGAACAUGGCCUCUUUAUGGAGAAGCUGGACGUGCGGAUCAGGAACCACGACCGAGAGAUCGAGAAGAUGUGUAACCAUCACUUCCAGGGGUUCGUCGACUCCAUCACGGAGCUGCUCAAAGUGCGAGGGGAGGCGCAGAAACUGAAGAGUCAGGUGACUGAGACCAACAGGCAUCUUCAGGAAGGUGGCAAAGAGCUCAUGAGCUCUAUGGAGGAGCUGCAACAGUGUCGAGUGCAACAGAGAAACAUCGCAACCACCAUAGACAAACUGACGCACUGCUUACCAGUGUUGGAGAUGUACAGCAGACUCCAGGAGCAGAUGAGUGCCAAAAGGAUUAUGAUGAGAAUUCAUAGAUACUACCCGGCGCUGCGGACCUUGGAGCAGCUUGAGCAUACGUGUCUUCCCAGGGCAGGCCAGUACCGGUUCUGCUCCAUUAUGGCGGAAAACAUCCCUAAACUGAGGACACAGAUCCGCGACACGGCGAUGACGCAACUGAGAGACUUCCUGGAGAGCAUCCGGAAACACUCUGACAAGAUAGGAGAGACCGCCAUCAAACAGAUCAGGGACGGGAAGAUUUGGCAGCGCUUAGCCCAUUAA